AUGGCGGAGACCGGCGAAGCGCAGCUGCCGGCGACGGUGGCAGAGGCCUUUGCGCAGACCGCCAAGGCGCUGGAGCAAUUCAAGAUUGAGCGGGUGCGGAUUGAGGGGCUCAGCAGCAGCAGCAGCAGGGGCGGUGAUGACGGGGCGGUCAGGACAAUUACGGAGCAGGAGUUUAUGCGGGAGUUUGUCUUUCACUCCCGCCCGUGCGUUAUCAUCGGAGCACUGGAUGAGUGGCCGGCGAUGGAGCGCUGGCGCGACGACCGUUAUCUCUUCGAUCUUGAUGGCCAUCUACCGGCUGUGCAGAACGGAGACGAAGGAGGUGUGGACGCUGGUAGUAGUGGCGAUGGUGAUAAUAGCGACUGUUCGUGCACUGGUGCCGAGGCUGAAAAGGAGCGCGAUGGCAAGAAGCGAGUGACGGUUGCGCUGACGCCCAACGGUCGCGCUGAUGCAGUAACAUAUUUGACGUACCGCGAGAAUGAGGAGGAGGAGGUGGUGGCGGAGGAGCUGCAGCAGUGGAAGGAAGGGGUGGAGAGGGAUGAAGGAGGCGACAGCGAUGGAGUCGUGACAGCCAAGUUGUUCAUGUGCGCUGCGGAGAUCCGUGUGUCGCUGCCCGAGUUGUACGAACUCCUGCGCGCCAACNAGUCGUGA
Molecule: messenger RNA, 648 nt
Organism: Trypanosoma grayi
Lineage: Eukaryota; Euglenozoa; Kinetoplastea; Trypanosomatida; Trypanosomatidae
Product: transcription factor jumonji, jmjC domain-containing protein
Exons: 1
Coding region: 1-648 (215 amino acids)
Source: RefSeq, a predicted model, not a curated record